Messenger RNA from Ogataea philodendri, 1149 nucleotides. The record is from the annotation of a RefSeq genome assembly. Lineage: Eukaryota; Fungi; Ascomycota; Pichiomycetes; Pichiales; Pichiaceae.
AUGGUGUUUAAUUUUAAAUAUUAUUUUAAUAAUCUUAAAGCAAUGUUAUAUUCCAUUAUAUCAGAUAUAUCUGAAUUAAUUAAUUAUAUUAUAUUUUUAUUAUAUUAUAAUAAUAAUUAUAGUUAUAUUAAUAUAAAUAAUCAUAUUCUAUUAAGUAAAGAAUUUAAUAAUGAUGAUAUUAAUGAUAAUACAAAUAAUAAUGAAGUAAGUGACAAUAAUCAUAUAAAUGAUAAUAAUAAUAAUCAUAUUACUAAUAAUCCAUCUUCAAUUAAAGAAAAUAAUAUAUCAACGAAAGAUAAAUUAAUAUCAUUAAUAGAGAAGAAGCAUGGAGAGAAGUGAGUAAAGAAUUAUAAAAACUAUACAUUAAAAGAGUUAAAGAUAUUAUUAGACAAAGAUAUUAAUAUAUUUAAUAAGAAGUAUUGAGACAAUGUAUUAAAGAACAAAGAUAUUGAAUAUAAUGAAUAUUAUAAAUAUUCAAUAUUAUUAGGAUUAGCCUUAAGUGGAUUAAAAUUUAAGCCUAAUGACAAGAGAUAUUAUUAUACACAUACAUUAAAAGAUAUAACUUACAUAAGUGGAUUAAGGAAUGUAUUAAUUUAUUUUAAUUUAAUAACAGGUAAGUUAGGUAAGAAGCAAGUAUAUAAGAACAAGAAUGAUAAGAAAUAUAAUAAUAUAGUAAUACAUUUACGUAAAUUAGACAACAAGUACAUAGUACCAUUAUUAUCAGGCUUAUUUAGAUAUAAUAAAUGAACAAAUAAGUGAGAGAUGAGAUUAAUAAACAAGCAUUUAUUUGGGAAUUAUUUUACAUGAAUAUCAUUAGGAAUAUGAUUAUAUGAGAAGAGGAUACAUUCAGAUAAAGGAGGUUAUAUAAAAUUAUAUGAUGACAGUUUAAAACAUAUAAAUGACAUAAUAUUUUUACAUGAAUAUAUUAAGACGAAAUUCAACUUAGACAUAUCGUUAUAUGUGGAAGAGGAGAAGAAAAAUAAUGUAGAAAGUCAUAAUAAUGAAUUAAAUGACAAUACGAGAGUAUCACAAUAUAAGAUGUAUAUUAAGAAAAAUAGUUUAGAUAGAAUAAGAUUAAAUUUAUCAGAGUAUUUUACGACUGAGUUUAUCGAUGAUAUAUUUGAGAAUGACAGAAGAAGUAAUAAAUAA